AUGAUACCAGACCCUGCGUCUGCAGCCGCUUCCGAGCUAAAUAGGAGCUCAAGCCAGGAUGAGGCAAAGUCCUCAGGAGCCGUCAAUAAUUCCGAGGAUGAGUCUGGCAAUGAGAACAGACACAAGAGAGGGCGACGUCGGAAAAGACCUCUCAAAGAAGCGGAGAACGUUGCCAGCAAAAAAACCAAAAGUCGUCGGAGCGGCGAUCGAAAGGACGUUCGCCGUCGUAAAUGUCGACACGCAGAAGCCGUCACCUUGUUUGACGUCAUUACCAUGGGGCCGAGCGCCAUGCGGGUGGUCAUCGAGGGUUGGACAGAAGCCUACGCGGCGGACAGAGACGCGUCCCUCCUGGACCUCAUCAGCUUUUUCAUUCAGUGCUGCGGCUGCAAAGGUGUAGUCACAGCUGAAAUGUGUGACACCAAAGGUGACAGUGAUGCCAUGGACAAGUUGGUGGACGAGUUGGUAGAAGACUUGGAUGAGGUUGCCAGUCUGCAGUACAAGAAGUUUCUUGCGUUUCCAUGGAUUCUCACAGUCACUUGGCCCACUGAUGCAGACAGUCUGGACUACCCUCUGAUCCAGCCCGGACCGUACGGCCGAUGGUUCCACACGGAGCUUUGCGACUUUGUGUCGGUUCUGGUGCGCCAGUGUCAACACAGCCUCCUCUUUGACAACUUCUUGGUCAACACGCUCAUUUCGCUGCUGUCAGAGCUGUCCGACUCCCACGUGCGGGCUUUCCGACACACCUGCACACUCGCAGCGGUCAAACUGCUCAGCUCCCUGGUGGACGUGGCUCUUAAUUUGAGCACAAGUGUUGAAGAAAGUCAAAAGCUGCAACAGGUGCAGAGGCCAAGUCGACAGAAGGCGCAGGGGGAGCGAGCGCAACAGAAAAUGAAGGAGCUGCUGGAAAAAAGGGCCGAGAUAGAGAGCAUGAUGGACGCCAUCUUCAAGGCCGUUUUUCUCAAGAGAUAUCGUGACGUGCUUCCGGAAAUCCGUUCCAUCUGCGUGGAGGAGUUGGGCCUGUGGAUUAGGCUUUACAGCUCUGUGUUCCUCAAAGAUACUUACCUCAAAUACAUGGAUUGGAUGUCAUACGACAAGAUUCCAGAUGUGCGUCUCAGGUGUAUUUUAGGCCUUCAGACCUUAUAUGGUGAUCCUCUUCUUUUGCCUCAAUUGGACCUCUUCACCAGUCGCUUCAAGGAUCGAAUGAUAUCCAUGACACUGGACAAGGACAACGAAGUGGCAUUGCAGACAAUGAAAUUGUUGCUGCUCAUCUCCAAAACGUGCGAAGAUGCACUGAGUUCCGAUGACUACGAGGCUCUUCUCCAGCUUGUUUAUUCCUCGCAGCGCCCUCUUGCAGCUGCGGCCGGGGAGCUACUCUUUCUCAGGAUUCUCAGCGCUGACGAUCCUGCCGCUAACAGUCAGGAGGGAAUUAUCCAAGGGGAGAGUCAUCAACGGAAAACUUUGAGGAGACUCAAGGCCCUGCUGGAUUUCUAUCACAACUCUAAGCUGCACAACCACGUGGUUUACCUGGUGGACAGCCUUUGGGACUGCAGUGGAGCUCUACUGAAGGACUGGCCCACAAUCACAUCUUUACUGCUUCAAGAUCUCUCGCCGGGGACAGGCUUCACCAGGGAGGAAGAAUUGGCGCUCGUAGAAAUCGUGCUCGCGUCUGUACGGCAGGCGUCAGAAGGACCAGCGUUGGCCGGGAGGAACGGUGCGAAGAAGAUGAUGAGUUCCAGAGAAAAGAAAGUUCAGGUUGACGACUGCGCAAAACUAACACAGCACUUCUUGUGGGAACUUUCAAACUUAAUGACCAAGUUUUCAGGUCGAUGGGACAUUGUUGCCUCCUUGAUGAGGAUUCCUCAGUACUUCCUGCCAGAGAGCCCCGAGGCUCUAAACACCCAGAUGGUUUCUAGACUGUUAGCGGAAAUCGGACUUGUUCUGGAGGGCCAUUCGGGCACUGAUGUCCUGGAGGCGGCAUCUCGCACAUUCCUCAGUCUGUGCGGAGAGGAGACCACCUGGGGUUCCACGGCCCGCCCCGCCAGAGAUUCCAUGGUUCAGAGCUGGGUGGACCACCUCAAAGACCUGUUGACGGACUCCUUCACGGAUGGCAUCUUAUCUGCUGAUGAAGUGCAAACUGAAGACAUUUUAGUCACACUGAAGAAACUCAGAGCUUUCCACAACUGUCACGACCUUUCUGGCUGGAAUCUGUUCGACCUGCUCUCGCCUCUCCUGCCAGUAGAGGGCAGCCAGGAGGAGUUGCCACCUCAGGUGUUGAAGGAAGUGUUACAAUGUCUGUGUUACUGUGUUUUCUGGUCCCUGAGCAAAAGUGGAGAAACUCUGACUUCCAGGGACAAGGCUGUGUCCCAAAGGCUUCAGUUGCGUGUACUGAGCGAGGCGAGUCAUCGCUGUCUCUCUCAUCCUGACCACAGUGUCAGACAGCAGGCAUUUCUAGGCGUGUGUGACAUCCUAACCGCGCACUCCUCCCAGCGACAAGCGUGGCAUCCCACCUCAUGCGGCCCCCUGCCCUACACACCCACACCCAAACUGCAGAUGGCGCUUUUGCACUUUGUAUGCAAGAAUGUCUUUGUGGGGCCAGAUUGUGACCACGACAGCAAAGCUUGCCUGAGUUCCGAGGAGGAGAAAAUGGAAAAGCUCCAUAAACGAAGAAUCAUGCUGGCCGCCUACUGCAAGCUCAUCCUACAUGGCGUACUGGAGAUGAGCACGGCGUCGGACAUCUUUACCUUCUAUGUCAAGCAUCAUAACGACUUGGGUGACAUCAUCAAGGAGACCAUACACAGAUGCAGACUUCUCGAUAAGCUGGAGAGCACUCGUGCGCUAGUGCUGUCUUUGCAGCAGCUUUUUGUGCGUCUGAAGCGCGAACAAGAGGGCGCGGGGUCAGCUCACGUCCACCUCGGGGUCCAGACUUUCGCCGGCAUCAAGGAGCUAGCCAGACGCUUCGCCCUCACCUUCGGGGACCCCGUUAAAUAUCGAGAGUGCCUCGUACUCAUCCACAGGAGCGGCAUUGAAUUUGUUUUCCGGGACUUUGCUGGCUCCUCCCUGGCGUUCCUGCCCUACUUGAUCAUCCUGGCCGAGUUCUCCGGCAAGCUGCUCAAACCAGACAAGAGGACAGUGUUAGCCUACUUGCAGAAGCACGUGCCAAACCUCAAAGAGGUGCAACGGCAGCCGCUGCUCCUCUACCGCGGCUCCCUAUUGGCCGAAGGGGACGACGACGCCUCCCACGGACGCUCCAACGCGGCCAAGAACAAACCGGAACGCUCGCCGAGCCCCACUGAUCCUCGAAUUGAAAAUCGCAGCAACAAGAUGACCCGUACGCCGGACCCUGUGGUCAGUCGACCCCCGACACAACUCAACGCUACCACGUCUGACGGUGACGAAGAUGACGAAGCUGCCGUGGAAGUUGAGCUCUGA
Messenger RNA from Nerophis lumbriciformis (worm pipefish), 3429 nucleotides. NCBI's taxonomy places the organism in Eukaryota, Metazoa, Chordata, Actinopteri, Syngnathiformes, Syngnathidae. The record is from RefSeq and is a predicted model, not a curated record.